CACUGCAAAAUCCAUGAAUAUCAUCAGUCGUCUAAGCAAGAGUUUAGCUCAAGAGUGUGUGAUUUUAAAAUCUUUGUGAAUUUUAAAAUUAAACUUUUAAAAUGAAAAUUUUUAUAGUGUUAUUCAUGACCUGGAAUUUGUUUGGUUCCCAGGCACAAAUUUCGCUUGACUAUUUACCACCACCACCAUGUUCGAAUCAACAGCCCCCAAGAUGUCCUUUACCUCCACCACAAAUUCCAUGUCCAAGCUGUCCAUCUCAACGAAACUGUCCAAGCUGUCAACCUGAAAGAAUAUGUCCAAGAUGUCCAAUACCGUUCCCUCCUCAACAAUGCAAACCUCCUGUUCAAUGUCCACAAAUAUCAUGUCCUAGAUGCCCACAAAUAUUCCAGCAACAACAGCAAUGCCCAAGCUGUCCAUUAUGUCCCCGAAUUUUCCCCCCUCCUGCAUGUCCAAAACAGCAGCAAUGUGACAAUCGACAAACAUGUCCAUUCUGUCCACAACAAAGACAAUGUCCACCGGAAAGAAUUUGCCCAUCUUGUCCACCGAGAAUUCAAUGUCCAAUUCCACAACCACCACAACCAUGUCCACAACCCCCACCUCAACCGUUCCCAAUUCAAUGUCCAGCUUGUCCUUCAUUUCCCCCACAACGCCCAUGUGAUUGUGGCCGAACAAUAGUAGAAGAUGAUGGAUAUGACUAUACACCACCAAGAGUUAAGUUCUUUUUUAAGAAAUGA
Messenger RNA from Chironomus riparius, 734 nucleotides. The record is from the annotation of a GenBank genome assembly. Lineage: Eukaryota; Metazoa; Arthropoda; Insecta; Diptera; Chironomidae.